AUGGAUGCAGCAGAUAGUCAAUUGAACCUUGCACUAAGCCAGAUUGACAAACUGUUCGAGCCGAGUCCAGCAUUGCGCAUCCUUCUCAGUGCCAAUGAAGAGGCUCUCUUGCAAGAGUCUGACAAUGGCAAAGCUACGCCUGAUCUGAUCGCCUACAUAGCCAAACAAUUACGUGCCAUCAAGGGCCGCAAAGAGCUGGAUGAGAUAUUGAAUGCGCAUCCACGACUAGGUGCCAAGAAGGUGGACUCGGACAGUUCAAAAGCAGAACAAGCAUCCCUGCAGGGCUCUUCCGAGGAGGCAGAAAGACUAGGCAAGCUGAAUGACAAGUAUGAGGCGGCCUUCCCCGGUUUGCGCUACGUGGUGUUUGUCAAUGGGCGGUCGCGUGAUGUGAUUAUGGCAGACAUGGAGCGGCGGAUCAAGGCAGGGAAUCGAGAGGCAGAGGUGGAGACGAGUAUUCAGGCGAUGCAGGACAUAGCGAUGGACAGGCUACGCUCUUUGUAA
Messenger RNA from Protomyces lactucae-debilis, 501 nucleotides. Its product is annotated as Oxo-4-hydroxy-4-carboxy-5-ureidoimidazoline decarboxylase. The coding region runs from base 1 to 501 and encodes 166 amino acids. The record is from RefSeq and is a predicted model, not a curated record. NCBI's taxonomy places the organism in Eukaryota, Fungi, Ascomycota, Taphrinomycetes, Taphrinales, Protomycetaceae. The transcript has a single exon.